AAUAGGUGUCAAUCUGUCUGGUGACAAAUCCAAAUAUUUUAUCUCAACCGACAUUUGAAUAGUCAAAACUUGGAAAGUUGAAUAUGUUACAACGGAAACAUACUUUGUGUUCCUGUUACACCCUCAUCCUCACUUUUUAUAAGAUUCAAUGUUAUUACAGAGCCAGUGAAUUUGAAAGUUUAAACACUGAGGACUUCAAAUUAAUUUCAUCGAGAAUAUCGGGAUAUCAGAAUGCAGCUGAAAUCAACAAGGAUAUCAUUAACUCAGCAGAAUGUUUAAUAGUUCAACUUGAAAUUGAUGACAAUAAGAGUAUUUGUUUGAAAUCAAAACAUUCCGAUGUAUUCAAUUUCAAAACUCAAUUACGAAUCUACACUGAUAGCAAUGGACGUUACCAGAAUAUUGAACAGGAAAAAAAUUUGGUGGAAGGUUACAUUACUUCAGAACCAAAUUCAAGCUAUGUUGGGGGUUACAUAGAGUCUAUUUAUUUUUACGGUAAAGUGAGGAGUUUUGACAAGAUUUUUCACGUAGAUAACCUAAAAAGCUAUCCCUUACUGCAACGCGUGAAUAAUGAUUCUAAUAAAAAUGCUGUAGUUUUUGAAAGCAAAACGAAUUCAGAAAUGAACGGAACAUCAAAGAAGGCGUUCGAGUUUUUCAACAGCAGAGGUAAUAUUUCUCCUGUUAAACGGAACUCAGAAGAUAAUAUAUACCAACUUUUCAAGACAAUGAUUCAAAAAGGUAAAGUCUGUACCUUAUUGGUGGUUAUCGAUAAUUCAUUUUUACAUCGAAUCUACAAUGAUAAUAUGGAUUCAGCUGUGAAGUACGUGUUAUUCUCAAUUGAUGAGGCCAAUUCGCUAUUCCGUUCAACUGACUUUGACGACGAUGGGUAUCCCGAUAAUAUUGGCCUCUUGAUAAAAUAUUUAGUAAUAAUACAAUCUGAAAAGAGCCCAAUGAAUUUGUUACCAAAGUAUUCCAAGAAAGCAAUGGACGUGAAAUACUACCUGAAAAUGUUCUCAAGAUACAACUUAUUGAGCGAAGUAUGUUUGGGAGUGGCAUUCACGGGACAAACUUUCAAAAAUGACAUCAUCGGAGUAAGUUACUCUGCCGUUCCCGUAAACAGAAAAUAUUUUCAAUUAUCUAUAGGAGGCAUUUGUGAUCGACCACUUAUGAAUCAACUUUCUGUUAAUUUAAAUACUCUUGUAGUCUCUGCCGCAAGUGAAAAUGGAACACCCAUACCCCAAUAUAUGUUUCAUUUAAGUCUAACUCAUGAACUGGGCCAUAGUUUCGGAAGUGAUCAUGAUAAGACAAACGAAUGUGAAGGACACCUGAUGACAGAUCACACCCCCAAAAAUUUGGAAAGAAAACAUUUCGUUUUUUCCCCUUGCAGUAAACGCAUGAUUUUAGAAACGAUUGUUACUAAAGGUCAUUGUCUUCAAGAUUAUGAUGAGAGUUAUUGUGGUAAUGGUCUGAUAGAGCCUGGUGAGGAAUGUGACUGUGGUACAACAAAGGACUGUGAGGAGUUUGACGCUUGCUGUUCAUCUCGAGGAACAAUGUCUCCUUGUCAGCUGAGAAGGGAUAAAGGAUAUCAGUGUCACCCUUCCCAAGGACUAUGUUGUUCUUCCAAAUGCAUGUACAAGGAUCUUUCUGAAUAUGAUCUGAACUGCAAGAAUUUUCAAAAUAGUUGUCCAUGUCACAAUAGCUUGAAAAUCUGUUCAUGUGGAAUACAGGGAAGAUGUCUACAGAGUUCAUGUACUAGUGAAGAAUGCGCCAGGUUGAAUUUAAACGAAUGUGUUUGUCCAGAAUAUUUAGAAAAACAUUCCUGUCAAACCUGCUGCUCAUUGAACGGGUCAUGUUUGCAUUCGAGGAUUGUUACUAAACAAUUAAUAGAACAGAAUGAUUCACUGAUUGAGGACUUGGAAAUGAUAUCAAAUAGAAGGAAAUCCGGACGUUUUAGUAUUCAUGAAAAAUUAUGUAAUGAAAAAACAUGUGUCAACAUCAGCUUCCGAACUGCCUUGGCGAAUGAUUAUUGUUUAUUGUAUGGACAAUUAGGGAUCUGUAAUGAACAUUAUGAGUGUAUUAUACCAGAUUCAAAACUCAUUUAUCCUAGUGUACCAGUGGAAAAGAUUAAAAAAAGUGGAAUGACGUCAAAUUCAAUAUUCAAAUUUGAAUUACUUGGAAUUGUUAUAUUUUGUUUGUUAAUAUGCUACUUUGAAUGUAUUUUAUAG
Molecule: messenger RNA, 2222 nt
Organism: Leptinotarsa decemlineata (Colorado potato beetle)
Lineage: Eukaryota; Metazoa; Arthropoda; Insecta; Coleoptera; Chrysomelidae
Product: disintegrin and metalloproteinase domain-containing protein 10 homolog
Biological process (GO): membrane protein ectodomain proteolysis; Notch signaling pathway
Cellular component (GO): plasma membrane
Molecular function (GO): metalloendopeptidase activity
Source: RefSeq, a predicted model, not a curated record